UAGGAAUUUGAAGUAUCCAGAAAUAAUUUAGUAUUUUCUUUCAGAUGACUCAACAGAGGAGGGAAAUAGUACAUCUGUAUUAGCAACAUUAGCUGCCCUGGCAGAAGCCACAGCUCAAAACACAAUUACAAGCUCAAGUAAUUCCGAUGCUAUAAAUUGGUUAGAAAGUCAGGGAAUCACAAUGAUCUCCACUUCUGAUGGCAAUAUCAUAACAUCUGCUGUAGAAAGUGGACAAACUAUUACACUUACAGAGGCAGGUAAAAUAGCUUUAAACAUUAUAAAACAACAAGGAUUGAAUCCUGAUGAGGCGGUAUUACAAGGAGUUACAACUGUAAAAGAUGAGGAAGGGAAUGUCACAUAUGUGACGGAAGGUGGUGAGAUCACGACAGCUGAUGAUCUGCAGACUGUUACGUCAAUGCCAAACUCUGUUAUAAUACAGGAAGUUACUGAAACUGAUGAGCCAGCUUGUAAGCGUCAGAAGUUGGAAGAGGAAGAAGAACAGAUUGAGACCACAGAAAUUGAUGUUGAUGCUAUGUUGCAGAAGAACGGUACAGGCGAUGCAACAGAACUGGUAGAUGAAGAAACAGCUCAGGACAAACUAAAGCGAGAGCUUGAAGAAAUUAAAAGACAAGCUGAAGCUUUUAAAGAACAAUUGAAACAAAAAGAUAAAGACUUAGAAGAGUAUAAGAAAGCACUAGGAGAAAUAUCGGAUAAAUCAGACAGUGAAAAAUGAUAAAGAUAGGAUUAGUGUGUUAAGAUCUAUUGAUGUGAUAACAUAGAAUGAAAUGAGUGUGUGCCUUAAGCAAAAUUGGUUUGAGAUGUUAUAUCAAAGUGUGAUAUGGAAAAAAAUUAUGUGGCAAUUUUAAGGGGAGAUGAACCAUGUAGGCAUUUUAUCUUCAUCGAAUGUGCCAUACAUCUUUCAGUUGUUGAAUGAAUGUUAGAAUGAAACAUGGAAAAACUGUAACACCGUUGGCCUUAGAUGCAGAUACGAUAAUGUACAAAGAAAUUUGACAGACCAUAGUUUCUGUCUUACAGUUGUAUCAGGCACCAAGAAUAAUUAUUUUAAGCAUUUCCUCCACAAGGAAAGCAUUUUGUGUUAACUGAAGGAUGUAAACAUCAGUCUCAAUACUUCACUGAAACAUUUUUUUUUCGUUUCCUCCUAAACGUUAGCUCUGACUAUAUGGGGUCUGUAGUUUCUUUUACUGUGUCUGAUUCCAAAAUGACACGUUGACAUUCUAGGUAAAUGAAAUUAAAUCUGCAUAAAGGUAAAAUACUUCGUUUUCAAAUUUUAUGGCUGUUAUUUCUUACCAAGAAAUUCAUUUUCUGUUCAUCCAUUGAUGUAAACCAGUCGCAAAGUUUUGUGGAAAAUCACUGAUCCAACAAAUUGAAUAAAGUGGGCUUUAUCUACAUGCAUUUUGAUAACUGUAGAUGAAGUUAAAUUCUUGUAUUUAAUUUCCCGAAAUUGGCAGAUUAAAAUUAUAUUGAUUUAUUUUUGCAGUAUGUUCUUUGGAAUUUUUUUAUUUUUUUAAUCGUUUACAUAGAUGUUUUCUGCCUGAACAUAUAUUGAUUGAAGUGUGGUCUUGCAUGUAAAUCUUUUGAUUAUUUUUAGGGUUUUAUCUGACCAUAAAUUCCAUACAAAGUUAAUAUUAUUUGUCAUGCGUUAGGUAGUUUGUUACAUACUUGUACCAAAUUCACCAUGAAGCAGACUACUAUUUUGCAAAACAAUAAAAUUGAUACAGCA
Messenger RNA from Mercenaria mercenaria, 1741 nucleotides. RefSeq lists its product as uncharacterized. The coding region runs from base 182 to 733 and encodes 183 amino acids. Lineage: Eukaryota; Metazoa; Mollusca; Bivalvia; Venerida; Veneridae. The transcript has 6 exons. The record is from RefSeq and is a predicted model, not a curated record.